Molecule: messenger RNA, 1626 nt
Organism: Colletotrichum orchidophilum
Lineage: Eukaryota; Fungi; Ascomycota; Sordariomycetes; Glomerellales; Glomerellaceae
Product: pyoverdine/dityrosine biosynthesis protein
Exons: 3
Coding region: 1-1626 (541 amino acids)
Source: RefSeq, a predicted model, not a curated record
AUGGCUAUCCCCGCAGCAGACCCUGUCCCCGUGUCUCCCACGGACGACAAGAAGCCGGCAACCUCCACCGGAAAGCUCAUGGCCAGGCCGGUCCUCCAGCUCCGUGCUCCGACUUACAGGCGACCGAGUCUUGGCUCGGAGCUCAGGAGUCCUCUCAGUUCCAUUUCUCCCCUCAGUGUCUCAGACCUGACAAGUCCACUCAGCCCCUUGAGGCAGAUGCGCCUCGAGUUUUCUGACCUUGAAAUUGGUUCUCCCAUCGACCCUGUGGACUUGCAAUCUCCUGAACAGACUCUGAGGAGCCCUGUGAGCGCACCUCGGAGUCCCUUCAGUGAUUUGAAGAGCCCCGCGAGGAACGCUAGCAUUGAUGCCGUUAUCGACGACAUCGUUGAGGGAGAUGCGCCUACUAUCACAGAGACACUCCCCACCCCUCCUCUUGAGCAGUCUACUGAGCAGGUUGCUCACAAGAUUCUGGAUGUUCUCCAAGCUUUUGGAAGACACAUCAUCCCCGAGGGCCAGGAGAACCACGAAUGGCUGGGACGCAAGAUGUUCCAUGGCCGUGUUGAGGACUACGUCAAAAAGGGAGAGUCAGUCAAGAUGAUCAUUCCCGCUUUCCCUUGGAAGAGCAUCAACCGCACCGACAAGGUGACGGGUGUUCUUCCUGACCUAGGAGAGGAUCUGGCCCUGGCCAGACUCAACGACCUUUGUGUCGAGAUUGGCAAGGUCUACACACAUGGUGCUGAGGUUCACAUCGCCACCGAUGGUUUGGUAUUCAAUGACGUUGUCGGCAUCUCAGACGAUGAGACCUGGGAGUACGGCGCCACUCUAAUGGACAUGGCCGCCCAGAAGGGCUACGAUGGCAUCAAGCUUCUGCGUGUCAUGGACUUCCUCGGCCUGACCAACGAGAACGAGCCCCUCACCAAGGAGAAGUAUAUGGAGCUCGUCGACGAGAGUCGCAAGACGCUCGAGGCCCAGUUCGGCGACCCAGACAAGGACGUCCGGGCCCUCAUGGAAACCGACAACGACACGCUGAUGACCUACCGCGGCUUCAUCCGCUUCCUCGAGACCGAUCUCCGCAACAGCCCCGUCGCGGCCCACGCAACCUCUGGACACAAGUACCGCAAGGUCGUCAAGGAGGUCGCCAUGAAGAUGAUGAUGCGCGCCGAGUCCUUCACCAAGAUCAUCCUCGCCACCUGUCCCGACCACGUCCGUCUCUCCAUCCACCCCUCCAGCGGCGCCGUCAAGCUCUCCAUGCCUCUCCUGGUCGAGAAGCACAACCCCGACGGCUUCCCCCGUACCCCUUGGCACAGCUCCAUCGCCGUCUCCCUGGACGGUGGGUACCGUUCCCUGCACGCAAAGGACGUCCGCGACACUCACGACUUGGUCAUGAGGGACGGCCGUCCUUGGUGCUUCCGCGAAAAGUCUGAGCUCUUUGAUCUCGGCGAGGACGUCGAGAUUGAGCACCUGUACCCUACCGGUAUCGAGGUGCGCCCCCGUGAGGAGAAGAAUGGAGACGUCAAGCUCGACGAGGCAGCACGCGAGAAGCUGGUCAAGCUUGCCCAGCUUCAGCCCGUCACCGUUGUCGGCUUCGAGAACGCGCCCGAGUUCGUUGUUGCGGGCCAGGAGUAG